Messenger RNA from Suillus subalutaceus, 1296 nucleotides. RefSeq lists its product as uncharacterized. Bases 1 to 1296 code for a protein of 431 amino acids. NCBI's taxonomy places the organism in Eukaryota, Fungi, Basidiomycota, Agaricomycetes, Boletales, Suillaceae. The record is from RefSeq and is a predicted model, not a curated record. The transcript is spliced from 11 exons.
AUGUCCUUUUUGGGAAGGGAAUCCCGCCCUAGGACAAAACACCCGCCACCGUCUCCCUCGUCAUUCACCAGGUCGACGACUUCAUGGCUCACACGAAUCACAUCUUUCUCACUUCUCAUGGACGCCCAUCCAAUGGCCGUCGGCGCCAGUACUACUACUGGCUCUGAUGCUGUCAUCGACCUGGACUUGCUUGCGCUGUCCAAUCACAGCGCACCAUCACCAAUACCCACCAGACUUGGCAACUCAACCCCCCAAAGUGGUGAGUGCCCUGCUUUCCCUGACAAGCGCUCGCUGACUCAUGCCAGCAGGAGGACUUGGGCCCAUACGAAGUCCUCACUCUUCCCAUUGACGAGGGAAUCCUCCGUAUGCAGUACCAUUGCAUGCCGGAGGCAAUGGCACUACAAGGUCCAUGACUCAGACUCCUUGUCACUGACAAACAAAACCCUCACCGUGAAGCAGCUGCAAGUGCUGUGCCGUGAGCAUGGGUUGAAUACGCGAGGGAAAAAGGCGGACCUGAUUGAGCGCCUCGCUGCCGCAGUGCCUCCGAGUCCAAAUACAGUGCCUCCUACCACCACACCCACCAUCCCAGAAGCCAGUUCUCCAUCCUCGGUGCUGCUCCCAGCUGUGAAUUCCCGCGUGCCGGCAGGCCAUGCACCCAUGCACCCACAAGCCUGUCCCCCAGGAUCUGGAGAUGACGUCGAUCUGCUUGCGUCGCGUGACACAAGCCAGCUGGCCUGUUCCUUCCAGGAUGCCUACAAUGGCAGUGAUGGGGGCAUCAUGGACGACGACAUGGACGACGAUGGCCCGUGUUUGGUGGCCAUCAAUGAUGCUAAAGCUUGGGUGGAUGAAUUCAUCAUGAUCACCCGACGAAAGGGUGGACAGCAAACGGAGAAGAGUGUGCUCAACAUUUGGAAGCGCUGGUUGACUGCUGCAAUUGCAUCAGGUGAAGUCCCAGAUAUGAUAAUUGAUGCACACCCCAUCAUCCAGUACUUGAAGUACACUGCUACCCGCAAGCUCCUCUCGCGAAACGGCCAUGAACGUGAUUCUGCGCAUGGGUCCCUCUCUGUGCGCCUCCAUCUCGAGCGUGAAGACUUUGACAUCACCGAAAACACAAUCCUCGACUCACACCUUUUUCCAGAGCACUUCGAACAAGUCAAGAAAUUAUUCAUGCACCUCACGCAGUUGGCUCAAAAAAGUGUCUCAAUGUUUGUGGCUUUUCAUGGAGGGGUAGAAAAGCUCUGUUUCUUCGCUUUAAUUCCGUUCCCUACAGCGUGGGAAGCUGAUGUCAUCAAGUGA